GUCACAUUUAUUCACUUUUCAUUUCACUUGUUACUUGAUUUUUAUUUUUAGUAUACGUCUGAGCGCGGUUGAUAUACCUACUCACACUCGCGGUACUCGUUUUUCCCUCACCAACAUAUACUACAGUCUACAGUUUGUGCGGACUUUCUCUGGCCGGUGCGUUCACUUGUCUUUUGACUUCUUUUGUUUAUUUCCAGGUGAAUUUUGUUUCCUGUGUUUCUCGAUUUUUGUUUAUGACAGAAGUACCCAUGUAAUUCUCAAAUAUGUCGAUCAACUCCAGAUGUACCCUUCAGUCCCCAAAAGUAAACGGCAACUCGAAUAUACCAUUAAGGAAACAACUCGGUAGACAGUUUUCAAAUUCGAAAAUACCAGUUAACGAUCAAGCCCAAAGGUGGAAGCAAAAAUAUGAGGAAGCCGAAGAGAAAAGGAAGCUAUUAUUGACUGAAAAAGAAAAAGCUCUUAGAAGUUUAAGUGAUAUAGAAAAGAAAUAUUUAAAUUUGCAAAUUAAACAUGAACAUUUAGAAACUGAACUAUUUGAGAAAAACGAAGAAUAUAGUAAAUUAUCUACUGCAUCAAAAAAUUUAUAUAAAGAAUAUGAAACUCUGAAAAACCAGUAUGAGACAGAAACUAGGGCUAUGUCUGGAGCAUUGAAGGAUGCUUCGCAAUGGUACCGAGAAAACAAAGAACUGAAACGAAAAACUCUGCUUUUAAUGGACAAAGAUGCUGUGGACGAAGGAGUUGAUGCGGGUGAUGGAGACUCCAACUGCGAAACUGAACUAGAAAAUUUAAAUAAAACUAUUAAACAACUCAGCACAGAAGUUGCCGAAUUACAAACAGAAGUUGAUUCAUUAAAACAAACAGAAUUUCAGACAUCGGAAGAAAAUAUUAAGCUUGCAGAAGAUUUAGAAGAUGAAAGAGAUAAAAAUUGUAAACUGGAGUCACAAUUAACAGAACUAAAAAAGGAACAAGAUCAAACCCUUCGUAUUUUGGAAAUGAUGAAAAAAGAAAUAAAAGACCUACAAUCUUUAGAGGAAGAACAUAGAACAAACCUAGUCAAUUUAAAGAAACAGUCUGAUGCUCACAAAAGGGAACGAAACGUUUUAAAACAUCAAAGUGCCUUGAUAUUACAAGGGUUGAAUGAAAAUGAAGACGGUGACAACUAUAUGAUGUUGAUUCAAGAAAUUGAAGAUUUGAAAAGAACCCUUGAAGAUGAAAGAAACAAAUUUGAGGAAGAAAUUAGCAUCCUUCAGGACCGGAUAGAAGAUCAAGACAACAAUGCGCAAAUAGAGGUCCUAGAAGAGAGACUCAAGCUAGCGGAAUCUGAGCUCCAAGCAGCUAAUGAACGAGCUGAUAGAGCGGAGGAAAAAUUAAAAGCACCUUUCAUUCCCCCACCUCCGCCGCCGCCUCCAAUGCUUCCACCUCCUCCUUGCAUGGAUCCUCCCAUGGUUCCUUUAAGGAGAAGGAAAAGUAAAGUCGCCUUAUCCGAUUUGGCUGAGUGCAUAGGAGUCCAGGAAAACAUAUCUCCCGAUAAGAAACCUGGAGCCCCUGGAGUUAAUGAAGACAUUAUAAACGCCAUAAAAGCCGGUCAGUUUACCUUAAGAAAAGCUAAAAAAGACAAAGAAAAGCAAGAAAACAAAGAUCAACCUAAGGCAGUCUCUGAAUUACUCAAUAUUCUCGGUAGUCUCAGAAGAGCUCCCAAAAAGCGACAAAGUCAAUUUUUUGGUGAUGUACAAUUGUAGCACAUUAUUGUCAGUAUUUAACCAAUAUUAUUAUUAACCUUUAAUAUUUUAUUACAUAUUGUAUAUGUUUUAAUUAUAAAGUUUAUAUAUGUUAUUUUUGUUAUAAUAAAGUAAUUUUUUUAAUAAC
This is a messenger RNA of Psylliodes chrysocephalus, 1866 nucleotides long. The record is from the annotation of a GenBank genome assembly. Lineage: Eukaryota; Metazoa; Arthropoda; Insecta; Coleoptera; Chrysomelidae.